This is a messenger RNA of Trematosphaeria pertusa, 1278 nucleotides long. RefSeq lists its product as uncharacterized. The transcript has 3 exons. The coding region runs from base 55 to 846 and encodes 263 amino acids. The record is from RefSeq and is a predicted model, not a curated record. Lineage: Eukaryota; Fungi; Ascomycota; Dothideomycetes; Pleosporales; Trematosphaeriaceae.
GCUUCUACGUCUGAUCCUUCCCAAUCGUUCAAACGACCUAUACCGGCUUACGCAAUGCUUCAGCCGUCGAAAGAUGAGAGACCGCUGCAUGUCCGAGCCCGAAUGGUCACACUUCCGGCCAAGCCUGGGCUGCGAGUUGGCUCCAUAGAUGACUGGAGCGGAAUUAGCGAUCCAAAAUUGAGGAGGAAGCUACAGAAUCGGUUGAAUCAGAAGAAAUACCGUGCUCGGAUUCGUCAAGCUGAACAGCUCCAGCCAGUCUCGACUACACUUCCGGCUCCAAGACCGACUGUUGUCAAUGCCAAUACCCUAGGUCGGCUAGAGCAAAUUGCAUAUCAGAAAUAUCUGGGGUCGCCGGCCGCUGACCUUCUCUUGACUCUGGUCCAAUUCAACGUGUUCAGAGCACUACUCCGCAAUAUGUUCAGCCUUCAACUUUCUACGUCCUGGCUCGAUGACGUAGCCACCUCGGCCAUCACGACCGGCGCUUUCAACCAUUCUGCCCCACCCAGUCUUCUUCCGACGACACUACAGGAGCAGGUUACCCAUCACCCAUGGAUCGAUCUCUUCCCAUUUCCGAUCCUACGCGAAAAUAUCCUCCGCGUGUACGAUGUCUGGAACGGGGAGGACGAGCUUUGUGCAGCUAUGGUGGGAUGGUGUAACUCUCCAGGAGCAAGGACGGGCCUUAUCAGUUGGGGCGAACCUUGGAAUCCAUACGGCUGGGAGGCUACUGAGGAGUUCUGUAAGAGAUAUGGGUGGGUGAUGAGGGGGUGUAGCGAAUUGAUGCACGCGACGAAUCAUUGGCGGGCUCAGCGAGGGGAGUCUGCGCUAACGUUUACUGAUAUGCACUAGAUGCGGGCUGCUGAUGAGCCGCGUUUGGUGCAGCUGCGGAACCAAAAUUGAGCUACGCUAUAAAGAAAAGCAGCGGAAUACCAUCUCUACGCCCUCACUUUUCCGCCGUCCUCUCUGCCUCCGGUACCAGGCAUCCGCCUUCUCCACUGUUUGCGCUCUUCAUUGCAUCGAAUCUCAAGCCCGCCAUACGGUUAGCCCUGCCCCUAUCACAGCAAUAAAAUGGCUGCUAUACCUACGGAAAAGACCUACCUAGUUACGGGUGCUGCCUCGGGAAUGGGUCUUGCCACGGCCCGGACUCCUGAGUCCUUCUAGACGCCCAUGCAUCGGACAAAUAUUGCACGCGAUCCAGCGUUUCUUGAGCUGAAGACCCAAUACCGAGAGUAGGAGAGGCGCAAGAUGUUGCAAAUAUCACUGCUUUUCUGUUGAGCGAUG